Stylophora pistillata is the source of this 1189-nucleotide messenger RNA. RefSeq lists its product as uncharacterized. Gene Ontology annotation, molecular function: protein binding. NCBI's taxonomy places the organism in Eukaryota, Metazoa, Cnidaria, Anthozoa, Scleractinia, Pocilloporidae. The record is from RefSeq and is a predicted model, not a curated record.
GACAUGUCAAGACACAUCUUGGAUUAAACGAUCGCCGGAAAUCCGUGUUGAUGUAAUGGUCAAUUACUUCGUUUUGUAGAGAUCAAACUCUCGAGAAGGAAAAAAAUCACGCUAAGAGCUUAGUGAUCCCUUAAGCCGUCUGAAGAUCGCAAGGGUGCCAAGGCAAAACUCUUACUACAUAGAAAGGGCCUAUGUUCAUUUUGUUUUGUUUUGUUUUAUAUCAAAAAUGAAAUGAACCGUGGUUUUCUGCGAUAGGCUUUAUCCUACAAGUUUUUCGCUAGGUCACGAGAAAAACUCCGCGCCGUUUCGUCACGCCAGAACAAAGGACUACUCUUGAAAGAUCAAAGGAAUUGGCCAAAACACAGCGGAGAGGCAUGGCAGAAAAUAUGAUAUCACAGCAGAGUAAAAGAAGACAACUUCUUUCAGAGACUGACGCUAAUGUUUUCCCACCAGGAUCGUCCUUGUAUCCGAAAACUUCUGUUAUUUCAAGAGCAGCUUCUACGCCGGAAAUACCUCUGGAAAACCGCACCUUUAUUCGAGAAAACUCCACUGAGGAGAAAGACGCGUGCAAAAGAAAAUACAGUCGCCCACGUAGUGUCAGCUUCCAUCCAGACAUACGACUGUAUUACGCCGCGACUACAAACGAUUUAGACGAAGUGAAAAUGUUGAUCGAGUCAGGCAUGGCUGAUAUGAACGCGACUAAUCCGGCUGAGGGUGCCACGGCUUUACACGGGGCUUCAUAUGAAGGAAGCCUCGAAUGUGUCAGAUACCUUCUAGAAAAAGGUGCAAAGGUAAACCUCUCAGACGAUGAUGGUUGGACGCCACUGCAUGCGGCAGUUUGUGGAAAGAAAAGGAAAUGUGUUGAUUUGUUGUUAAAAGCGAACUGUGACCCUUUCGCCGAGACACUCGAUGGUUUAACACCAUUUCAGAUGGCCAUCGAAAUGGGUAACGAUAAACUACUUAGACAAUUCGUAACGCGAUUUAGUUCUUUGAUGAAGGACGAAUCUGUUCCAGAGUCUUUGGUAUGAGUUUUACUCGCAUGUUUAAGACAGCUGAAAGACAAGAGGGGUAUACAUAUCUACUAUGUAGAAAAUUUCGUUUUUGACCACAAAUAGAAGAGGAACAGUAUCAAAAGUUAAUUAAUUUGACGUCGGCCUCUUCUGAGUUCAAUAAAAAUAUUCUAGCUGUA